Messenger RNA from Anisakis simplex (herring worm), 1056 nucleotides. Lineage: Eukaryota; Metazoa; Nematoda; Chromadorea; Rhabditida; Anisakidae. The record is from the annotation of a GenBank genome assembly.
CUGAAAUGUUGCCCACAUUCUUGUUUUGCCAAACGAAUCAUUGCAUUUUUGCUUUGGUUGAAGCAUUUUCCGAAGCUGAAACCUGAAAUUAAUUUCAGGAUGGCCGAAACUGCUAAAGCGCUUUUCAAGGAGAUCGCACCAGCCCAUAAACAGCCACACGGUAAGGUGACCGUGGUGGGUGUUGGCCAAGUGGGUAUGGCUUGCGCGUACAGUAUACUUCAGCAGAAUAUUGCCAGUGAAAUAUGUCUGGUGGAUGUGGUGCCGGAUAAGCUGAAGGGUGAGAUGAUGGAUCUGCAGCAUGGCAUGGCGUUCACAAGGCAUUGCACGGUUAAGGCCGAUACAGAUUACCAGAUCAGUGCCGGCUCCAAGGUGUGUGUGGUGACAGCCGGUGCGCGUCAACGUGAAGGCGAAAGUCGGCUGUCACUAGUGCAACGCAACGUCGAGAUCUUCAAAGGCAUCAUACCAAACCUGGUCAAGUACUCACCAGACACGGUCAUCAUGGUGGUCUCGAACCCAGUUGAUGUUCUCACGUAUGUGGCUUGGAAGCUGUCCGGUCUGCCAAUGGAGCGUGUCUUCGGAACGGGAACCAACUUGGAUUCGGCUCGAUUCAGAUUCUUGCUCUCGGAGCGUUUACAUAUAGCGCCAAGCAGUUGCCAUGGAUGGAUUAUUGGAGAGCAUGGCGAUUCGAGUGUAGCCGUUUGGUCGGGUGUUAACGUUGCCGGUGUACCGUUGAGUGAGGUCGUACCGGAUCUGGGUGGGAAGACCGAUAAUGAACACUGGGAACAGGAGAUCCACAAGAAAGUUGUCGAUAGUGCAUACGAAAUCAUCAAGCUGAAAGGCUAUACGUCGUGGGCUAUCGGUCUAUCGGUGGCCACCAUCGUGAACAGUAUUCUUCGAAACAGUCGCAAUGUAUUCGCCCUGUCGACUAACGUUAACGGUUUACACGGUAUCAACGAGGAUGUCUAUCUGUCACUUCCGUGUGUUGUGGGCGAGAAUGGCGUUACGCAUGUGGUGAAACAGAAUUUGAAACCAGACGAGGUUCGUCCUGAUUUUUAG